UGGGGCCCCAUUCCUGAUGUAAUCUGCCGGGGACAGCGACAGCCUGGUCUUUCAGGCCAGAGUGGAGCGGAUGGUGGCGGUGCAAGUCCUGACAGAGUGCGAAGCAUCCAGGGCACCGGCAGCCGGCAGCCCCAGAAACAUAGGCCCAAUGACCCGAAUCACUUCCCUGGCAUGCAUGGAGUCCUUGGAGGGGCCAUGGACUUCAAAGCUGGGGCUGACUUCAAAUACAGGAUGAAACAAGGAAGGGAUAUGGUCAAAAAGCAACUCAUCCUGGACAGUGGUAGUCGCUCCUCCAAGACCUUCAAGCCAAAGAAGAACAUUCCAGAAGGUUCUCACCAGUACGAGCUCCUGAAACACGCGGAAGCCACCCUUGGGAGCGGCAACCUGCGGACGGCGGUUAUGCUUCCGGAGGGGGAGGACUUAAAUGAGUGGGUUGCAGUGAACACUGUGGAUUUCUUCAACCAGAUCAAUAUGCUUUAUGGGACCAUCACUGACUUCUGUACUGAGGAGAGCUGCCCCGUGAUGUCGGCUGGCCCAAAAUAUGAGUAUCAUUGGGCAGAUGGAACCAACAUAAAGAAGCCUAUUAAGUGCUCUGCACCAAAGUAUAUCGAUUACCUGAUGACCUGGGUACAGGACCAGUUGGACGAUGAGACUUUAUUUCCAUCCAAAAUAGGUGUCCCCUUCCCAAAGAACUUCAUGUCAGUGGCAAAAACUAUCCUGAAGCGUCUGUUCAGGGUGUAUGCACAUAUUUACCACCAACACUUUGACCCAGUGAUCCAGCUGCAGGAGGAAGCCCAUCUUAACACAUCCUUCAAGCACUUCAUUUUUUUCGUGCAGGAGUUCAACUUAAUUGACAGAAGAGAACUUGCUCCACUCCAAGAACUGAUUGAAAAACUGACCUCAAAGGACAGAUGAGAGGAUGAAGGGCUGUUCCAAUCAUAUCUUGCUUUCAAGUCAGGCUCUUAGGAAUAUAUUUGGGGUUGUUACUCGGUUGGGUGGUUUGGGGAUUUAUUUGAGUUUAUUUUCCUUUAUUUUUUUUCCUCCUGAAUAAAUGAAAACCUUUUCUGUUAUUUUAGAGGCAGCCAA
Molecule: messenger RNA, 1086 nt
Organism: Phascolarctos cinereus (koala)
Lineage: Eukaryota; Metazoa; Chordata; Mammalia; Diprotodontia; Phascolarctidae
Source: RefSeq, a predicted model, not a curated record